Kockovaella imperatae is the source of this 1383-nucleotide messenger RNA. Its product is annotated as putative large subunit ribosomal protein L3. Gene Ontology annotation, biological process: translation; ribosomal large subunit assembly. The transcript has 8 exons. Gene Ontology annotation, cellular component: ribosome; cytosolic large ribosomal subunit. Lineage: Eukaryota; Fungi; Basidiomycota; Tremellomycetes; Tremellales; Cuniculitremaceae. Gene Ontology annotation, molecular function: structural constituent of ribosome; RNA binding. The record is from RefSeq and is a predicted model, not a curated record. Bases 94 to 1266 code for a protein of 390 amino acids.
UCCACUUUGAAGCUGCAAUAGUGUCUGGUCGUAUUCAAAGACCAGCGAGCUCCUUUCCCUUCUCUCUCAUCCUUCAAGAGUCCACCAUCCAUCAUGUCUCACCGAAAGUACGAAGAGCCCCGUUCCGGUUCGCUUGCUUUCCUCCCGAGGAAACGUGCUGCCCGGCACAGGGGUAAGGUCAAGGCGUUCCCCAAGGACGACCCCAAAAAGCCAGUGCACCUCACCGCUAUGAUGGGAUACAAGGCCGGUAUGACCCACGUUGUCCGUGAUCUCGACCGUCCUGGAUCCAAGAUGCACAAGCGUGAAGUCGUCGAGGCCGUCACUGUCAUCGAAACUCCCCCGAUGGUCAUUGUUGGUGUGGUUGGAUACGUCGAGACACCACGAGGCUUGAGAUCUCUGACCACCGUUUGGGCGGAGCACCUGUCCGACGAGGUCAAGAGGAGAUUCUACAAAAACUGGUACCGAUCAAAGAAGAAGGCUUUCACCCGAUACGCCAAGAAGCACUCCGAGUCCAGUGGUCAAUCCAUUUCCCGUGAAAUUGAGCGAAUCAAGAAGUACUGCACUGUCGUUCGAGUCCUUGCCCACACCCAACUCUCCAAGACUGGCCUGUCACAAAAGAAGGCUCAUUUGAUGGAGAUUCAGGUCAACGGAGGAAGCGUCGCCGACAAGGUCGAGUUCGCCAAGAGCCACUUCGAAAAGACUUUCGAAGUCUCUUCCCUGUUCGAGCAAGACGAAGUUAUCGACGUCAUUGGAGUUACCAAGGGUAAAGGAUACGAGGGUGUGACUGCCAGAUGGGGAACCAAGAAGUUGCCGAGAAAGACUCAUCGUGGUCUGAGAAAGGUCGCUUGUAUUGGAGCUUGGCACCCUUCCAAGGUCAUGUUCUCUGUGGCCCGUGCUGGUCAGGACGGAUACCACCACCGAACAUCGAUGAACCACAAGAUCUACAAGAUCUGCGAUGGUUCCGCCGAGGGAUCUGGAGGUACCGAGUUCGACAUCAGCAAGAAGACCAUCAACCCUAUGGGAGGAUGGCCUCACUACGGUCUCAUCCGUGGAGACUGUAUCGUCCUCAAGGGAGGUGUCCCAGGACCCAAGAAGCGAGUCAUUACUCUCCGAAAGGCUCUCCGAACACACACCUCUCGAGCUCACCUGGAGAAGGUUCAACUCAAGUACAUCGACACCACCUCCAAGUUCGGACACGGAAAGUUCAACGAUGCGCAAGAGAAGGCCGCCUUCCUCGGUCAACUCAAGAUCAAGGCUUCUGCCUAAGUGGAACGGAGUUGAUCUUGGAUGUUGUGGACGAGGGGCUGGUCAUGGGAGAGGAUGUGUUUGUCUGCUUGUAUAUCGUUCUCCAUACGCAGACGAAGCAUGCAUACGUGCGACGAC